AUGGCUCGAGGCACUGCAAGUGGCCGUGCUGAGUCCGGACGAAGGGCACCACAGAGAAUCGCGACGCCCAGCGGGUCCAGAGCCGUGGCCACAACCGGAACCACCUACUCCAAUCCCAAUGCCACCUCCGAGAACGACGACGACGCGAGUUUCUUCUCCGAGUCCGCGCCAGACAACGACGACUCGGACAACGACGACUUUGCACCACACAUGGGUGCGCGCGGCAAGCGAAAGCGUGCUGAUGGCUCAAAGUCUUCAAAGUCGUCAAAGUCUGCUGCUAGUGCUGGUGCUGCGGCAGGGAAGAAACCUCCUCGAAAAAAGGCAAAGGGAAAGGCAAAAGAGGAGCACUUGAUUUUGAACCUGAGCAAUCUCUCCGAGGUGACAUUCGAUAUUCUACAUGAGAUCUUUUCCUACCUAAGCCCCCUUGACCUCCUGAACAUUGCACUGUCGAACAAAGCCAACAAAGCAUUUCUGUAUUCGCCCGAAUGCAAAUCCAUCUGGAAAGCCGCAAGGAGGAAUUUCCCUGGGUUUCCAGAGUGUCCUGAUGAUAUGACGGAGCCUCAGUACGCGUAUUUGGCGUUUGGGAAGGAGUGUUUUAAAUGCGGGAAGACAGCACCGAAGAAAUUAUAUACGGUCUGGACGGCGCGCAAGCGCUUGUGCUCAACAUGCCUGAAUAAGAACUUCGAAUCAGCGUACCUAUACGGACAACCACGAUACUCACACCACCAGGAUAUAGCGCCUCUGCUAAAAUUUCUCCCUACUAUAACUAUAUCCAACAGUGGUAUCUACAGCUGUUACGAAACAGCCCAUCGAUGGACUUCAAAACGUUAUUCUCCUAAUGUUGAUAUAAAGGCGUGGGUCAAGACUAUGGUUGCAAAAUGGUCCGUGAUUAAUGAGCACGCCAAAGCAUGCGAAAUAUGGGAGCAGCAGUGUCUGGAUGUAGUUAAAGAGACGAAGAAGAAUACUUUUGACGCGCGUGUAGAUGCGAUACUUGACCGCCUUGAAACAACAGGAUGGCAGGCUGAAGUCCAGGACAUCAGAACUGCCAACGAACCGGAACGUAGGCGGGAGUUCUCUCAACAGCCUCUUAUACGGAAGAUCUGCCAGAAAGACAUCACACAACGAAUUUUCCAAAACCAAAGCCCGGCGCUUGCAGCGUUCAUGGAAAAGUAUAGGGAGGAUAUGCGUCUCCGAAUGCGAGAGGAGCUGCUCAAAGCUCGAAUCCCAUAUCUAAAUAACGUUAUUAAAGCCUACACUGCUACGGCGCCGCCAAACGAAGUUUCCCCAGCGGUAAGCGACUUCUUCGCGCACAAAGACGUCCGGGACUUCGUCAUCAACACUCCGAGCAUCACAAGCGCCGCCGACUUCGCCCCGCUCCUCGAACGGCUGCCAGCAAUUGCCCAGGAGAUCGUGAAGCUAAUGACAGAGAAACUGAGGCGUAUGGUUGCCACAACAGGUGGUGAAUUCGCCGCGGACCCAGCGAUAGUCCUCGAGCUCGCAACAACAACUUUCCGGUGCCCAGACUGCGAAUCGGGCAACCGGCAAGAGGCGGGUCUGAUGCGCUACCCGCGUGUGCUCGCGCACCACCACGCAUUGAAGUGGCACUAUCAGCGGCCGGUUGAGGAUGACGACAUGAAAAUUCUCCGGCAAGUGACAGGUGUUGUGCCGUGGAAUCAAUCCCAAAUUAUUGAGUUCGAUACAUCUGCUGCGGUGGCGUUAAAGAGUGUUAUAAAGCUUUGUGGGUUGGAUCCAAAGACGACAACGAAGGAGAAGAUGGAUGAAUUGGAUCCGAUUGUUGAGUGUUUGACAUGCAAUGCAUUGGAGAAAGGGAGGAUGGUUAUGCGGUGGCAGGUGGCUUCUCGGCAUUUCAACAAUGAGCACAAAUACGCCACUCUGGCACGUCGUAUGCGGAUUUCAAUUCUAAAAGGCGAAGACGCAGAGACGAUCAGAGCCAGAUUGAACGAAGAAGAAGAGCGCACACGUGCAGCGGCCGACUACACAGGUUUGGCUUGUGCUCAAUGUUGCAAGCAUGGCAAUACCGUCACCCUCAGAAGCCAUCUUCUAAAAGAGCAUGGCAUCGACAAGUCAUCUGUUAAAGAUAAUAUUGCGGUGAGGAUUGACUCGAACUCGGUUCAAAAGCAGUUCUAUGCGUGGCCCCCACGAAAAGAGGUCAAACUUGAAAACCCAGUACAAACUUGA
Molecule: messenger RNA, 2199 nt
Organism: Psilocybe cubensis
Lineage: Eukaryota; Fungi; Basidiomycota; Agaricomycetes; Agaricales; Agrocybaceae
Exons: 10
Coding region: 1-2199 (732 amino acids)
Molecular function (GO): protein binding
Source: RefSeq, a predicted model, not a curated record